Messenger RNA from Amblyraja radiata (thorny skate), 5755 nucleotides. RefSeq names its product thrombospondin 1b (gene thbs1b). The record is from RefSeq and is a predicted model, not a curated record. Gene Ontology annotation, molecular function: calcium ion binding; protein binding. Bases 225 to 3731 code for a protein of 1168 amino acids. NCBI's taxonomy places the organism in Eukaryota, Metazoa, Chordata, Chondrichthyes, Rajiformes, Rajidae. Gene Ontology annotation, biological process: negative regulation of angiogenesis; cell adhesion. Gene Ontology annotation, cellular component: extracellular region. The transcript is spliced from 22 exons.
UCGGGCUCCACGGUAGUAGCGAACUCCAGCAUCCUCAGCUUCAAGUGGCAAGCACCGCUUCAAGUGCCCGAUCAGUCAGACUACCUACCCGCUCUGCACUAGGAACUCGCUACAUUUCGGAUUUGCGACUGGCACCUCUUACUUUCCGCGGAAUAUUUUACAGUGAUUACCUUUCAAUCCAUCCGGAGAUUACAGGGGUACUGGUAGCGGGACCCUCUUCUAAAAUGAAGCUUCCACAAGUACUCUUCCUGUUGUUAAUGAUCGCUGUCUGCUCCACAAAAAAGAUUCAGGACACGGGAGCGGAUGGCGUGUUCGACCUGUUCGAUGUCACCGGGCUCACUCGCAAACACGUUGGGGUGCACAUGGUCAGGGGUCCUGAGUCCAACAGCCCAGCUUAUAGGAUCGUCAACGCCGACAUCAUCGGGCCGGCCUCGGACACCAGCUUCAGGGACCUGGUCGACCACAUCCAGCAUGAGAAGGGAUUCAUCUUCCUCGCCACCCUGCGCCAGAUGAAGAAGACGCGCGGUACCUUGGUGGCCAUCGACAGCGUGGACGGCACCCGGAUCUUCGAGAUCCUUUCCAAUGGGAAAGCCAACACCCUGGAUCUCACCAUCACCAUCGAGGGCAAGCAGAGCAUGGUGUCCAUCACCGAUGCCCACCUCGCCAAUGCCCGCUGGAAGAACCUGACCCUGUUCAUUCAGGAGGACGUGGCCACACUCUACGUGGGUUGUGAUAAGAUCAACCAGGUGGAACUGGAAGAAACCAUCCACAAAGUGCUGAAGUACGGCGACUACAAGCUGAGGCUUGCCAAAGGAGGGAAGGGUCUCGGGAAUAACUUCCAGGGAGUCCUGCAGAACGUCCGUUUUGUGUUCGGGACUACCACGGAAAGCAUCCUGAUGAACAAGGGCUGUUACAGUUCCACACGCGGAAUAGUGUCUUUACCAAAUGGGGGCUCCGAAAGGCCAGCGAUCCGGACCAACUUUUAUGGGCACAAACCCAAGGAUCUCCAGACGAUCUGCGGCAUCUCCUGCGAGGAGCUAUCCAACAUGUUCACUGAACUUCAAGCUCUUCGGACCAUGGUCACACAGUUGGUAAACAACGUCCAAAAACUGACUGCAGAGAAUGAAGUGAUUGCGAAAACCAUUGGGAUCAGACCUAUUGGAGCGUGUGUUCACAAUGGCAUGACCUACAAGGACAAGGAUCAGUGGAAGGUGGACAACUGCACUGACUGCACCUGCCAGUCCUCCGUCACAUUUUGCCAAAGGAUCUCCUGCCCCACCGUAUCCUGUUCCGACGCGGUGGUCCCAGAUGGGGAAUGCUGUGCCCGAUGCCCAUCAUUUCCCAAUGAAUCCGAGGCUGGCUGGUCUCCGUGGUCUGAAUGGACUCAUUGUUCCGUCACCUGUGGGAUUGGAACACAGCAGCGAGGCCGGUCCUGUGACCGGAUUAACAACGACUGUCAUGGGACCUCUGUUCAGACCCGCAGUUGCCAUUUGGAAGAAUGUGACAAGAGAUUCAAGCAAGAUGGUGGUUGGAGUUAUUGGUCACCUUGGUCUUCUUGCUCAGUGAGCUGUGGUACUGGAGUGAUCACUCGAAUCCGCCUGUGUAACUCGCCAAUGCCACAAAUGGGCGGCAAUGAAUGUGUGGGGAAGAAGAGAGAAACCGAAAAAUGUGAACAGGUCCAAUGCCCAAUUGAUGGAAGGUGGGGUGUCUGGUCACCUUGGAACACCUGUACCGUUACCUGUGGAGGAGGAAUACAGAAGCGCACACGUCUUUGUGACAGUCCGGCACCCAAGCAUGGAGGCAAGAAAUGUGUGGCUCAACCUCGAGAAACACAGCUUUGCAAUAAGCUAGAGUGCCCAAUUGACGGAUGUCUAUCCAGUCCAUGCUUUGCUCAAAGCAAAUGUACCAGCUUCCCUGAUGGCUCCUGGAAGUGUGGACCAUGUCCCUCUGGUUAUAAAGGAGAUGGUAUUCACUGCAAGGACAUUAAUGAAUGUGUGGAGGUACCUGAUACCUGCUUUCAGGUCAAUGGAGAGCACAGAUGUGAAAACACAGUCCCAGGAUACAACUGCUUGCAAUGCCCCGCACGGUACACUGGCAAUCAACCAUUUGGCAGGGGCAUCGAGGAGGCUACAAAUAACAAGCAGGUCUGUGAGCCACGAAACCCCUGCAAAGACAAGACAAACAACUGCAAUAAACAUGCCAAGUGUAUUUACCUGGGUGUCUUCAGUGAGCAGAUGUUCCGCUGUGAAUGUAAGCCUGGUUUUGCUGGCAACGGCAUUAUCUGUGGAGAAGAUACUGAUCUGGACGGCUGGCCAAAUAAAGAUCUCACUUGUGUUGCCAAUGCAACUUAUCACUGCAAAAAGGAUAACUGCCCAUUCCUCCCCAACUCUGGACAAGAAGACCACGAUAAAGAUGGAGUUGGAGAUGCCUGUGAUAAGGACGAUGAUAAUGAUCGCAUUCCAGAUGAGAAUGACAACUGCCCAUUCUUGUUUAACCCUCGCCAAUAUGAUUAUGAUCGGGAUAAUGUUGGAGACCGCUGUGACAACUGCCCGUACGACCAUAACCCUGACCAGACAGAUACUGAUGGAAAUGGGGAAGGAGAUGCCUGUGCCAUUGAUAUUGAUGGAGAUGGCAUUUUAAAUGAGAAGGACAACUGUCCAUAUGUAUAUAAUGUUGACCAGCGGGAUACAGAUUUAGAUGGUGUUGGUGAUCAGUGUGACAACUGCCCACUGGAACACAAUCCAGAUCAAGCUGAUUCCGACUCUGACCUUGUGGGUGACAAAUGUGACAACAAUCAGGAUAUCGAUGAGGAUGGUCACCAGAACAAUCUGGACAACUGUCCCUACAUUCCCAAUGCCAACCAGGUCGACCACGAUAAGGACGGCAAGGGUGAUGCCUGCGAUUUCGAUGAUGAUAAUGAUGGUAUUCCUGAUGACCGGGAUAACUGCAGAUUGAAAUUUAAUCCCAACCAAACUGAUUCUGAUGGUGAUGGUCGAGGUGAUGCUUGUAAGGAUGAUUUUGAUGGAGACAAUAUCCUGGAUAUCUAUGACGUCUGUCCUGAAAACUUUGACAUCACGGAGACUGACUUCCGCAAAUUCCAAAUGGUACCACUGGAUCCAAAGGGAACGUCCCAAACUGACCCCAAUUGGGUGGUCAGACAUCAAGGCAAAGAGUUGGUGCAGACUGUUAACUGCGAUCCUGGCAUUGCUGUUGGAUAUGAUGAAUUCAAUGCUGUCGACUUCAGUGGCACUUUCUUCAUCAAUACUGAGCGGGAUGAUGACUACGCUGGGUUUGUUUUUGGAUACCAGUCCAGUAGCCGCUUCUAUGUGGUAAUGUGGAAACAAAUCACACAGACAUACUGGAUCGAUUCACCAACCAAAGCUCAGGGCUACGCCGGACUCUCCAUCAAAGUGGUGAACUCUACAACUGGCCCAGGAGAGCACUUGCGUAAUGCACUCUGGCACACUGGCAAUACAGCAGGACAGGUUCAAACUUUGUGGCAUGAUCCCAAUAACAUUGGCUGGAAGGACAAGGCAGCUUACAGAUGGCAACUAACCCACAGACCAAAGACAGGAUUCAUCAGAGUUGUAAUGUAUGAGGGGAAGAAAAUCAUGGCAGACUCUGGAGCAAUCUAUGACAAGACCUACGCUGGAGGACGAUUGGGACUCUUUGUGUUUUCUCAAGAAAUGGUUUACUUCUCUGAUCUUAAAUAUGAGUGCAGAGAUUCCUAAUGUUAACAUUCCUUGAUGUGGAAAUGUUUAAAAGCUGGUGUUACACCUAUCUAUUUUCUUGGAACAAAUCCUGGGGCCAUUGUUUCCUUCUUCCUUGUUUUAUUCAUGGAAAGCACGUGACCUGCGUUAGCCGAUACAACUCAUUGGAUGUUAUCAACAUCAAAUACAAGAAUUUCUGCAAGAAAAUCAUUCCCUAGAUCACGACUGACUCUACUUAACUAUUUUUCUGUUUUUGAUCAUUUCAAAUUGCAAUUACAUGGAAACAAAAACCUCUUGCAUCUGUCAAAAGUUUAACUCGACACGUCAUUGACCAUAUCAGUCCUACUACAUCUCAUAGCUGGAGGUCCCCUGGAAGGAGAUUGCAUGCUGCUCAUGAGACUAUCUCUGCUGUGGACUAAUAUUAAAGAAAGAAAUGAGGGCUGUUUUAUGGUGAAAGGAUAACUGAGGUUUAAAUGAAAAUAAAGAAGGAUUUACAAAAGGGGUGGGAGAACCACUGUAGUUUUUUCUUUAUGUGAAAUUCAUCUGGAAGAAACCAUGGAGGAACUAUUACCUUUUUUUGUAUUGGACCUUUAUUUGUUCCUUUUACUAAAUGUAUUUAGUGUAAAUACUUCCAGAAUUAGCUAGAUGAUUACACGCAACAUGAGAAUCUAAUUCCAUUGACCCCAUCCCACCCCGAAUCAGAUCAACACAGGCCAGCUCUCCAGAUACGUGCUGACCAGGCUGGAAAAUGUAUCUUCAGGUCUUGUUGCCAGGAAGAAGUAUGGAAGAUCAAACAUAACUCUGGCUCCUUUAGGAUAAGAUUGCUGUCAUCCUGCAACGUUUUGCUCUCAGUGAAGCUAGUCUGAUGGCAAGUUGAGUUAGAAGAGCAGUCUGUGAGCGUUCUCUUCGAUGCUGAUACUGGCCACCAUGGAGGGAGCUUCUGCUUCAAAUACUAUGGUUUAAAAAAAAAAAAAAGGCGCAAGUAGACAGUUGAGAGACGGCUCUUCUCUUUAACAUUUGCCAAAGGGGCAAAUCGUUGUGCCUGUAGAUAUUGAUAAAGUCAUAAAUUAUUUAUUUUCUUAUCCUGGGUGAAAUAAGAUUGAAGGACACUUUAAAAAGUAAAUGCGCAGACUAUCCAUGAGAGUUUAUCAUAGUCUUUGUAUGCAUUCUAAGAUUGUAAAUACAGUGAUUAUUUAUUAACAUUGUUCUAUAUUAAUGCUAGGUAGUUUAGGAUUUUUUUCCCUUUGUUUAAACAUUAUCCCACUGCCCAGGUAAAAGGGCAGCCCAUAGGUGGGAGACUCGAGAACGAGUCUGUAAUUGUUGUCUUUUGUAGGCUUUUGGGCCUUGUGAGGCAGUUGUCUUUAUUCAGCUCAUGAUAAAGUAGCCCUUUUAGAGCCUAGAACUUUAUUUUUCUUCAACCAUGUGGUAAACAUGGGUCUAUAUGGUUUCCAAAAAGUGAAAAAGGUGAAACUUCUAUGUACAAAUAUUACCUCAUUGUUGUUUGAUCGAUAAGAACCUUUGGAUCAAGCAGCGGAAAACCUUGCUCACGUAUCUAAAGUCUCUUGAAGCUACUGUAGCAUAAAAAAAGGCUGUGUACAUAGUCAAAAAUUUAUUUUUACAAAAGAAAAAGGUAUUGCCCCAGUAAAGAAAGACAUGAAAAACAACCAGUGUUGUCAAACUGGCUGGUGUUCUUUUCCCCCAAAACUAAUUGUAUGUCAUUCCUCUUUUUUAAGGAAAGUGUUUGUAUAAAUUAUUGAGUUUUUCUGUUGCAACUUGUAACUUUAAGCAGGUAAACAAAUCUCAUUAUUUUGUAGAUACGCUAUUUAAGUAAUUUAUCAGGAAAUGCUACCUAGAGUUAGUGUUUCUGUCGGUAUGAAAUCUUUUGCACACGGAAUUGAAGAUGUUGCUUUUUUUACAUAUUGUUUUUAUCAAUAGGGGUUGCUUUUUGUUGUACAUCUUUCUAACCAUUUUGCAUUUAAAUCUGUUCAAAUCAAACCGUGUUGUUUAUAACAAACAUGAAAUGACAAUAAAACAUAUAGAACCAA